Messenger RNA from Panicum hallii, 982 nucleotides. Its product is annotated as 60S ribosomal protein L10-like. The record is from RefSeq and is a predicted model, not a curated record. The coding region runs from base 129 to 788 and encodes 219 amino acids. Gene Ontology annotation, molecular function: structural constituent of ribosome. Gene Ontology annotation, biological process: ribosomal large subunit assembly; translation. Gene Ontology annotation, cellular component: cytosolic large ribosomal subunit; ribosome. NCBI's taxonomy places the organism in Eukaryota, Viridiplantae, Streptophyta, Magnoliopsida, Poales, Poaceae. The transcript is spliced from 4 exons.
CGGCCCCAUUCCGCGUUCGCUCGUCCGUGUAAAUUUCCUCGUCGCUCCCCCUCCAAACCCUAGCCGCACCCCUUCUUCGUUUCCUCCCCUCGCAGCAGCCGCCGCAGCCGCCCGCCGCCGCCGCCGCCAUGGGCAGAAGGCCUGCAAGGUGCUAUCGCCAGAUCAAGAACAAGCCGUAUCCCAAAUCCAGGUACUGCCGUGGUGUACCGGACCCCAAGAUCAGGAUCUAUGAUGUUGGAAUGAAGAAGAAGGGCGUUGAUGAGUUCCCCUACUGUGUUCACCUUGUCUCUUGGGAGAAGGAGAAUGUAACCAGUGAGGCUCUUGAGGCUGCACGUAUCGCUUGCAACAAGUACAUGACCAAGUCUGCAGGAAAGGAUGCCUUCCACCUGAGGGUCCGGGUUCACCCGUUCCAUGUGCUUCGUAUCAACAAGAUGCUUUCGUGUGCUGGGGCUGAUAGGCUCCAGACUGGAAUGAGGGGUGCCUUUGGCAAGCCCCAGGGUACCUGCGCUAGGGUGGACAUUGGCCAGGUCCUCCUUUCUGUGCGGUGCAAGGACAGCAAUGCUGCCCAUGCCAGUGAAGCUCUGCGUCGUGCCAAGUUCAAGUUCCCUGGCCGCCAAAAGAUCAUUGAGAGCAGAAAGUGGGGCUUCACCAAGUUCAGUCGUGCUGAUUACCUGAAGUACAAGAGUGAGGGUAGAAUUAUGCCUGAUGGUGUCAACGCUAAGCUGCUUGGUAACCAUGGCCGACUUGAGAAGCGCGCUCCAGGGAAGGCUUUCCUUGAAGCUGCCUAGGCUUCUACAGUGGAAUGCGAUUCUGGAUGUUUUGCUUCAGCUUAUCUUGUUUUGCUUUCUGGAACAUGGACUAAGUGCUUGUAGUAUUACUGAGCUCUGUGUGAAUCGGCAUUAUGCAUAUUGUGUUGGUAUUUGACUCAGAAUGGGUUGCUCUGAAUGCCCUUCAAGUAUUAUGGUUCCGAAUCUAUCGUUAA